This is a messenger RNA of Grammomys surdaster, 555 nucleotides long. RefSeq names its product ADP-ribosylation factor-like protein 4A. Gene Ontology annotation, cellular component: cytoplasm. The transcript has a single exon. The coding region runs from base 1 to 555 and encodes 184 amino acids. Gene Ontology annotation, molecular function: GTPase activity; GTP binding. The record is from RefSeq and is a predicted model, not a curated record. Gene Ontology annotation, biological process: vesicle-mediated transport; intracellular protein transport. Lineage: Eukaryota; Metazoa; Chordata; Mammalia; Rodentia; Muridae.
AUGGCAAAUGGACUGUCAUACCAGACUUCCAUCCUGUCCUGCCUUCUGUCCUUUCAGUCCUUUCAUGUUGAUAUUCUGGGUUUGGACAGUGCUGGAAAGACAACAGUUUUAUUCAGGCUGCAGUUCAAGGACUCUGUAAAUACCAUACCUACCAAAGGACUUAACACUGAGAAAAGUAAGGUAACCUUGGACAAUUCUAAAACAGUCACCUUUCACUUCAGGGAUGUAGGUGGGCAAGAGAAAUUAAGACCACUGUGGAAGUCAUAUGCCCAUUGCACAGAUGGCAUUGUGUUUACGGUGGACACUGUUGAUGGUGAGAGAAUGGAAGAAGCUAGGUCUCAACUUCAUAAAAUAAGUAGGAUAUCAGAAAAUCAGGGAGGCCCUGUGCUUUUAGUUGCUAACAAAAAAGACAGGAGGAACUUGCUCUCUCUCUCUCUCUCUCUCUCUCUCUCUCUCUCUCUCUCUCUCUCUCGUUCUCUCACUCUCUCCCUCUCUGAGAUUGAGAAGCUGUUAGCAAUGGGUGAACUGAGCUCAUCCACUCCGUGGCAUUUGUAG